AUGGCAAGCCAAUUUCCUCGAAGACGGUGGCAUCAAAAAGAUCCGACUCCUGAGAAGCUGUGUAACUCAUCGCGGUACACAUGCCGGAUCUUUGAAAUGUCGUGGUUAAGUAAGCGUAUCUUGUCGUCAAUGACACCCUGGCUGCCUCAAGUAACUCAAGCGCGUAACUUCGACAUGUACCACGCAGACAAACGAGCCAAGGGUCCACUGGUAAGACGUUACGGCUACAGAGACCCUCUGAACGCUCGAGGACUGUUGCCUCGCGAGAGUGAACACAGACUGAGAGAACUUCCAGUGUACCGUCCAAAAGACCACUGGAACGAAAAGCGAGCUCUGUUUGGCCAGAACGACUACAUUGACAUCCUCGGCAGCGACGAUCUCCAUCCCACCAGGAUCCUCUACAACGUCCCAGCCUGGUUAAGAGGUGUCAAAGGUAACGAGUACCAAGUCCUACUUAGGAAGAAGAGGAUCUGGUCCAGGGGAAUCUUCCCCAUUGCCAGACCCACUCGCUGGCAUAGUAUCAAAAAACAAAUUAACUUCUUGUACAAACUUCUUGUUAAUGUAUUUAUAAAAAAAAAUUACUGCACGAAGGCUUUUAAAAGUAUGGCAACAACAAAUAGUCUCUGCUGA
This is a messenger RNA of Cotesia congregata, 630 nucleotides long. The record is from the annotation of a GenBank genome assembly. Lineage: Eukaryota; Metazoa; Arthropoda; Insecta; Hymenoptera; Braconidae.